AUGGUUGGAACGAGGAGUCGUUCGUGCGGCGCCAGGAUCGUACAGGGCUUGUACGGGGUUUUGGUGUUUGCGUUGUUGUUGAUGGGCGUUUUGGAGAUUGUUAGAUUGGCAUUGUCCAAGUCUGGUGAGUGAUGACUCGGACGACCCUGGCUCGGCCUUUCGGCGAGAGGGGGAGGUCACGUACGUGCCGUGCGAGACAGUCCGGAACUCACCUCCCAACCCUUUUCCCCUCUUGAUCGCUUUUCGUACCUUUUCCCCCAGGAAUCGGUCUCUUACCCUUCUCCCUUGCCGGUACCCUGGUCGCAUUGGGUAUGCUCGCGGCCCGUUACAAAGCUCACAAGAACCUAAAAGGGGUCGCGGCGAUUUUGGUCGUUUAUUGGAUUUUGCGUGAGUCCUUCUCUCGGCUCGGGCUGUUAUAGUCUAUGAAGCUGAUCCUUAUCUUGUACAUACUCUGUGUUGGUCCCAGUGACGGGUUUGCAAGCCGCCAAGGUUCGUCUUGAACCUUUCCACGAACCUCCCUCCGCUACGUACCCUCAGGGCCGUGCCGAAAAAAUUAGACGCCUGACCGAAACGUUGAUCCCAUCUUGCAUGCUUUGAACUCCAAAGGUCUCCGCCCUCAUCUCGAUCGAAAAAUCCACCAAGGCUCGUGGUAAUAAAGGUCCGAGCAAGUAUCCCAACUCGGACAAGUCGCUUGAUAAGUUGAGUGAUACCCAGCGAAGCGGACCGUUGAGCAAUUUUUUCUCGUCGCUGCUUCUUCCGCGUCGAGAGGGGGUUUCAAACCGUGUUGACUCGAGAGGGAGUUGAUCCUAUUUUAUAGUUACGUUAUACUUGCCCUCUACGCCGUCUUCACCCUCUACGAAGCCGGGCAAUUGGUUCGGAGGUCGGCUCGGACGGCGGACGGCGGACGUUUAUGAGCAGAAUGGUUCGCCGCAGGGGUUGGGUAAGGAUGGGUAUUAG
This is a messenger RNA of Microbotryum saponariae, 957 nucleotides long. NCBI's taxonomy places the organism in Eukaryota, Fungi, Basidiomycota, Microbotryomycetes, Microbotryales, Microbotryaceae. The record is from the annotation of a GenBank genome assembly.